AUGGAUUCUACUGAAUAUGCAAAUCGGUGGAAUUUGGCAAAGCAUCUACACAUAAACUUUCUGGGUCCAGUACAGUCUAAUGGAUGGCCAAGCGCUCACGAGAGGUUGUUCUCGGAUGUGCAGAAGCUAGGAAGGCGGAGGUUCGAUGAAUUUAUGGAAAGUAUCACUAUAGAUACCCUUGAAAAGCCCUGGAGGAAUGCCACUCGGAACCGUGCUGUGCGUCUCUCGAAGCUAGCCGAGGAAUGUAUGAGGGGCUUACGGAAUGAGAGCACGUGGAGAUUCACGAUCGAAAACGAAAUUAUGCAUCGGUUCUCAGUAGAGGUCGCUUGUAUUCAAUGCCGCAAAAGACUUUGGGAGUCCGAGAUUCCUGCAGCAACGGACAUCAUCAACUCGCAGGUGGAGUCACUGGAAGCUCGACGUCGCAAACGUAAGCCUUGUCAAUGUCUAAGGAGUUGGGGGCAGAAUCAAGAUGAUGGUGGUAUCAAUAUGCUCUUCUCAAACCGGGCCGAAGCAGCAAUAAAACAUUAUCCUGCAUUAGAAAUUGCUGCUCAGCCAGGAAGGCUGAAGAAGUACGAAGCCCCUGAUCGUGUUUAUGGGCUCAAGCAGACUGAUAACUUCAAAAUACUACUGGAUUCCAUCGACUCGCGAAGCCUGAUGACCUCCACCAGGCGGACACUACGUGAAACUAUAGAAUACAGUCCAUUUAGCCCCGAGGGCGAGCCAUUGUUAUACCCAUUUCUUAUCAUGGAGGCAAAGCCGAGCAAUGGCGCAGGUCGGGCAGAGGUAGACAUGCAAACGGCAUUCUGCAUCAAAAGACUUUUGAAACUGCAGUAUGACCUACGAGCGGCGACAGGAGAUGACACGCAAUGGCCUACGGGUCCACUUGUAUGGUUCUUGAAUUGGAGAGGGGAGAGUUGGGAUGUUUCUGUGGGGUUUCCCGAGACACAGCUGGACAUCAAUGUAAACCCAGAGAUAUACUACACUAUUGUUGAUUUGUGGCACGGCGAUAUUUCUGGCUUGGACGGAGCUUUGCAGCUUCUACUCAUUGUCGACUAUAUUUUUGAUUGGGCUCGCGACAUCUAUCGCCCAGCAAUAUUGGGCGAGUUGGAUGUCUUGGCGACAGGCGAUAUCACGGCACCUGACCCGGACGUCUUUUCCACGAUGUCUAGGAGAAUAUCAAGCUGGAUGAAUGCCUCAACUGACAUCCAAGGAACCCAGGCGUCAUUUAUUGGCGAACCUCCAGAUCUAAAUUACUUGAAUAUUGUUUGUCAGGAAGGCGUUAUUCGAGAUGCCUCAGUGAUUGAAUCGCGGUAUCUUGGCCUACAAAUCACCGAAAAUGAUGUCGAUACAUUUUUGCUCUCAUUCCCAUCUGCCAAGGAGGCAAAUAUUUGGGUUUCUGAUGUCCUAAAAUGUCUUUCUGGAUCAUGGAGAGUAAAUGCAGAGACCAUUGAUGCAUUGGAAAGCUUCUGGACUGUGGAGCCUAGGCCGAUUCGCGAGAACUUCAAGCGUGACGAGGUUUUUUAUCUCAAUAUGGCCAUUCAUAUGUUUGUAUCUGAAAUGUGGGAGCCGAUCCGACAGCUCACUUGCUUUUCUAUCACCGAAAGCGCCUUGCGGGUUAUUUUCUACAGAAUUGGGCACAUUGAUGUUCCUGAUUUCACACGUCACCCGCAAGUUGGGAGAAACGCCAUCGAAAGUCUUCUUGGUCGCAUAAUGAAACAAUCUAUUAUGGAGAACCUGACUGCAGUUGUCUCUAUGCUCUGCAUGGCAAGCAACUUCCACAGGAAAGGCAGCAGGAAUCAAUGCAAGGUGAUAGUGACGAGAUCCAAUGGGGUAGAAGCUGGAUUGCGAGUCGACAAGUCAUCUCAACUCAUACGAUCUGUGAUCUCUGUCUAUGAAUCCCACAAGAUUGGGCAACGAGAGCCCCAGGACGCUUAUAUACGCUUUUCACGUCUUCAGUGCCGACAGUUUAUUCAACAGAGAGAAGAAGAGAUCGCGAUAUGGCCACACCUUCCUCCUCUGGGCCUUGAUCAGAAAAAGAAGGGAGUUUUGGUCAACGGUUUGUAUCAGAGUGAAGAAUGCCCGAAGCAUUGCCUCUACGUUGUCAAUGGAUACGACGAUCUCGAAGAUCUACCUGAUCUGCUUGAUAGAAUGUCAAGGGAUGGGCCGUAUUUUGAGACAAUACAAUUACGCUCUGGUCAGUGGAACGAAGACAAACUUUGCCAUAUGAACAGCCCAGUGAAGCCGAAAGGGAAGUGGAGCACAAAGAGGGACUCAGAUUCUUUUGCUCGAUGGAUACAACUUCUAGAAACUGAGCAAACGCAACGAAAUUAUCGAACAGGGGACAGAUCAUCCUCGCCCAUGGUCCUCUCAUCGGAUGAAGAAAUCGGAAUUUGA
This is a messenger RNA of Penicillium hordei, 2394 nucleotides long. RefSeq lists its product as uncharacterized. The coding region runs from base 1 to 2394 and encodes 797 amino acids. The record is from RefSeq and is a predicted model, not a curated record. The transcript has 4 exons. NCBI's taxonomy places the organism in Eukaryota, Fungi, Ascomycota, Eurotiomycetes, Eurotiales, Aspergillaceae.